CAUUUCUGGGUAGGGGGCCCACACACGCCACCCUACCCGUACUGCUUUUGGCUGCUGGACAUGUCAAUCACCAGCUGACAGGAGAGAGACCUGUGUAUAAACAACACAGGUCUCUCUCCUGUCAGCAAGGACAUGCUGUCUUGUAUUUCUCUGCACAGCAGAGAAAUACAAAGCAGCAUGUCUCCAGGUAGUGAAACACACACAGCACAUGAUAUAAAACACACACGGAACACAGUUAACCCUUUGAUCACACCAGAUGUUAACACCUUCCUGCCCAAUGUCAUUAGUACAGUGUCAGUGCUUUUUAUUAGCACUGAUCACUGUAUUGGUGUCACUGGGGAUGUCAGUGAC
Molecule: messenger RNA, 351 nt
Organism: Staurois parvus
Lineage: Eukaryota; Metazoa; Chordata; Amphibia; Anura; Ranidae
Source: the annotation of a GenBank genome assembly